AUGUCGCCAUGUAGACUUGUGUUUGGAAAAAUAUGCCAUCUUCCGGUUGGGAUAGAGCACAAGGCUUAUUGGGCAGUCAGAGAGAUGAACAUGAAGCCUCAGGCCUGUGAAGAGGAGCGGAAGUUGCAACUGCAAGAGCUGAAGGAGUUAAGACUCGAAUCCUAUGAUGCUGCAAUGUGGUACAAGGAGAAAACCAAGUUGUGGCAUGAUAAGAACCUCCGGACAAAGGAACUGCAGGUUGGACAGAAAGUACUCCUCUUCCAGUCAAGGCUGAAGCUGAUGCUCGGGAAACUGAAGUCUAAGUGGACCAAACCGUACACUAUUGUGAGCCUCAGAGCUAAUGGAGUUGUGGAAAUUCAGGGAUGUAUGCCUGACUCUAUUCAUUUUCUUGUUAACGAUCAUAGAGUGUUUAGGGAUAGUUCGGAGCUGUGUGUGGUGGAAGAAGUCCCACUGCGCAUGCUCCCCACUAUCGCCUAG
Salvia splendens (bonfire salvia) is the source of this 477-nucleotide messenger RNA. RefSeq lists its product as uncharacterized. The transcript has a single exon. NCBI's taxonomy places the organism in Eukaryota, Viridiplantae, Streptophyta, Magnoliopsida, Lamiales, Lamiaceae. Bases 1 to 477 code for a protein of 158 amino acids. The record is from RefSeq and is a predicted model, not a curated record.